GUUAAUUCGAACAUGACCCACAGGAUUUGGGUUGCGUCAUCGGGCGCAUACAUCCAUUGCUAAUCCUCCCAUCCAGGCGUCAAAGCGUUGGCCUGCGCGCGACGGCCCUUGAUCACAUCCGCUGCGCACACUGCUGUAGGUCAGCUUGUUUCUUGUCACAGGAGGCUUGGCUGUCCUGCUCGGCCAGUUACUCAUUCAGUCCUCAAAACACCAAGGAAGAUAGGACCUUUAGGCUUUGGCCGGACGUCAUUGACCACGACAACUCCCCGAAAAGGGGUCAAGUUCAAGUCAAUCUCCGCCGCGCGGGCCGCGGCCGCUCGCCAUGAGAAUGCAGAACUCUGACAUGUUAAGGUCCUCAGCCUCAUGAGCGACCCCCGAGGUUGCCCAUGACAUGCUUUGUGCGCCUCUUCGACUCUGGAGGAUGCCAGAUCCCUACCAUCUGUAGCGUAUGACAGCACCCACGCAUCACCAGUCACUGCCUAUCACUGCCCCCACACCCCGCAGCAAGAAAUGAUUCGCCCAUAGAGCGCCUGAUUUAGACAGACGCGUCUCGUCGGCACAAAGCCCCUGUUGCUUCUCUGCCCCCACGCAUAAACCUCAUCACGUUUCGGAGCCCUAAAGUCCCGGCUCAAUACUCUCCGCUGGGAAAAGGCCCCAUGACUCCUCUGACCUCCAGCAACAUAAAACCACAGUCCCCUGAGAUGUUCGGAGUCCCAAUCACCCUUCACCAUCAUGUCGAUCAUGUCGAUCAUCCCCGAACAAAUUCCCGAUAUCUCGGUUGAGGCGCUGAGAGACGCCGUCUCCAACCUGCGCGCGCUCGACGUCGCCGCCGUCACAGUCAGCGUCUGGCUGCUUCUCAAGGUCGCCCGCAUCGCCCGCCGCCGCAUCGUCGCCACCAAGCUCCGCGGACCGCCGCGCACGAAUCUCCUGCUCGGCGAGGGCUACAAGGUCAACGACAGCAACGAUCCCGGCUCGCUCUAUGAGGCCUGGGAGAAGGAGUAUGGAAGCGUGUACGCCAUCCCGUCGACAAUUGGACUGUCCAAGGUCGUGCUAUGCGACACUAAGGCGGUUCAGCACUUUUACAAGUAUGAGACGUCCCGAUACGAGCGGUCGGAGGUGGGGAAAUUCUUGGUGCAUGCACUGGUCGGAAAAAGCGUCAUCACAGAAGUGAAGGAACCCCACAAUAGGCAACGCAAAGCAAUGACCCCGGCGUUCAGCAAUGCUUCUAUCCGCAAUGUCACCAGCACAUUCUACGACUCUGGCUACAAGGUGGUGGACGCCUGGUCUUCCAUUCUCGAGUCUUCGAAGGAUAAUGUCAUUGAGGUGCAAGGCUGGAUGAGCCGUGUUUCGCUGGACUCAAUCGGUAUCGCUGGCUUCUCCCACGACUUCGGAACGCUGGAUGGCAAACACUCUGACGUAGCCGAGAUGUUCGACAAGUUCUCGUCGAACCCGCCCUCCUUCGUCUUCAAGAUAGGGUUGACCCUCGGGCUUCUCUUCCCGAGCCUCAUGAAGCUGCCCAGCAAGCGGAUGCAGCUCAAUCGGGAGCUUAACACGGCCCUCGGUGGUGCGGCAUCGAACUUCAUGCAGCGUAUGCGCCAGGAGAAGCUGGGACUUACGCCAGGGCAGGAGGACAAGUCGGUUAUUGGACUGCUCGUCAAGUCUCAGUCACCUGGCGCAGAAUUGUACAUGUCGGAGGAGGAAGUGCUUUCACAGAUUAAGCUACUUCUGGUCGCUGGUUAUGAGACCACGUCAAUCAGCUUAUCCUGGGCUCUGGCUGAGCUUUCGCAAAACAAGGGUGUCCAAGACCGCCUCAGGGAGGAACUUUCCCAGUUCACUAUCAGAGAUCCGACAUACGAGCAACUAACCAACGGGCUGCCAUAUCUCGAUGCGGUUAUUCUUGAGACACUCCGCCUUCACGGACCCGUACCGGAAACUGCUCGCAUGACUACGGAAGACGACGUCAUCCCGCUCAGCGACCCCAUCAAGGACGCGUCGGGCAAAUACGUCGACCACAUCUUCGUCCCCAAGGACACCCAGGUCACCGUCUCGAUCGCGUACAUGAACCGCUCCGACAAGUACUGGGGCGCCGACGCGAAGCAGUUCAACCCGGCGCGGUGGCUCAACCCCGAGGGGCUCGAGACGCGCGCGCGGGAGAUCCAGGGGCACAAGCACCUGCUGACGUUCAUCGACGGCCCGCGGACGUGUCUCGGCAAGGCGUUUGCGCUCGCGGAGUUUAAGGCGGUGCUGGUGACGCUGGUGCGGAACUUUGAGUUUGAUAUGCGGGAUGCGAAGGCGCAGAUUGAGGUCGCGAGGGGCUUGUUGCCGCGCCCUAGGGUGGUUGGGGAGGGGAAGGUGGAUUUGCCUCUGCGCGUUACACGUCUGUGAUGGAUCGGCAACCGUGUUCGUGGUAUUUGACUUGGUGUUAUUUGGAUGGACUCAGUUUUUAUUGCAUAUGUAGCACUCAUUUAUUACUGUCGUACGCUAUUUAUUUGCAUACACUCACCUCUAUCUCUCGUGAAUAAGACAAAAGAACUCUUUGG
This is a messenger RNA of Coniophora puteana RWD-64-598 SS2, 2540 nucleotides long. RefSeq names its product cytochrome P450. The transcript is spliced from 9 exons. Gene Ontology annotation, molecular function: iron ion binding; monooxygenase activity; heme binding. Lineage: Eukaryota; Fungi; Basidiomycota; Agaricomycetes; Boletales; Coniophoraceae. Bases 733 to 2385 code for a protein of 550 amino acids. The record is from RefSeq and is a predicted model, not a curated record.